Colletotrichum fioriniae is the source of this 1386-nucleotide messenger RNA. The record is from RefSeq and is a predicted model, not a curated record. NCBI's taxonomy places the organism in Eukaryota, Fungi, Ascomycota, Sordariomycetes, Glomerellales, Glomerellaceae.
AUGUCCGGCGUGAUACGAAACCAGUCUACCGCUGCCUUCCAAGGCUUCUCCAUCUCUCAGCCUUUCCUCGGCGCGUCUUUGCAGUUCUACCCUGAGAUGGGUACCCAAGAACUCGACGACCUUGUCAACGCCUACCUCCCCGGCUCUGCCUCCAUCCAGGAGAAGCGUGCCACCGUCUCUAUGGACUUCUUUGCAUUCUCCCAGCUCACUGGAGAGACCUUCAAGUACUAUCCCGUUGCCAGCGAAUCCAGCAGCUCCGCCAUCUCCUCUGCCGGAUCUAGCCCCGUACAGAACUCCAGCAGCAGCUCCAACUUCGUAUCCCCUAUCAUUUCUGACUGGUCUUGGUCGCAGUCUACGCCCAGCUCAGCUUCUGCGUCUACUCCCACAUCUGUCAGCCAGGAAUCCAUGUACUCCAAGUCUUCCAAGAGGGCCGCAUCCUCUGCGACAAAGCCCCAGGCUAACGACUUCUCCCACCUCCCUGGGAUGAAGAUCAUGACAAAGGAUGGCCGCGAUGUCACAAACUCUGCUUCUCGCGGUUGCAAAACCAAGGAGCAGCGUGAUCAUGCGCAUCUGAUGCGCAUCAUCAAGGCAUGCGACGCCUGCAAGAAGAAGAAGGUCAGGUGUGACCCUAGCCACAAGAAACGCACCACCACACAGGCUCAGGGUGCCGCUGCCGCUCCAGCGCGGUCAGCGAAGAAGGCCAAGACGUCGAAGAGGGAUUCGCCAGUGGCUACCGAAAGGUCACCACAACCAAGCACGUCAUUAUCAACACCAGCAUUGUUUACAGAUUCCUCAUUCGCGGACCUUGACAUGCUCAACAUGGCAGAUUCUUGGGAGUCCUUUGUCCAAUUCGAUGACGAGCCCGCCAACGUUGCUCCUUUCGAAUACGACUUCUUCUUCGACCCCGCGGGACACCUUACUCCCGAGUCAAGCCAGUCUCCCAUUACUCCCUCGAUGGUAUUCAGCCAGUCUCAGAACGGCUCCGAUGGCCUCCAGAACGUGGUUGCUAGCAAGCCAUUCCCCGACGAGCUCGAUGUCCGGCCACCGGCGCUUCCUUACCUGGACUCUUCCCCGCGUAUCAGCAACUACGUCGACUUCAACCUCUACUCACCCGAGCCAAGCUUCUUGGACGACGAUGUUGCACUACUCAGUGACAUUGGUACUACUACCAGGACGCAGAGCACACCAUCUCAGCGCCGUAGCUCGCCUCAAGGCAGCCAGUCGUCAGUUCAGCAACAAGUACACCUCGGUCGCUCUCCAACGGCACCAGAUGAUUACUUGGCAGACGAUAACGGGGCACCGCGUCAUGGUCUGUCGUCACCGGCACCGUCCAUCGUCGGUAGCAGUACAUACUGGAGUACCGACCGUUCCAAUGACCGAGUCUGA